This is a messenger RNA of Helianthus annuus (common sunflower), 2044 nucleotides long. RefSeq names its product H/ACA ribonucleoprotein complex non-core subunit NAF1. Bases 277 to 1890 code for a protein of 537 amino acids. NCBI's taxonomy places the organism in Eukaryota, Viridiplantae, Streptophyta, Magnoliopsida, Asterales, Asteraceae. The transcript is spliced from 3 exons. Gene Ontology annotation, molecular function: RNA binding. Gene Ontology annotation, biological process: box H/ACA snoRNP assembly; pseudouridine synthesis; ribosome biogenesis. The record is from RefSeq and is a predicted model, not a curated record. Gene Ontology annotation, cellular component: sno(s)RNA-containing ribonucleoprotein complex.
GACUCUAGGGUUUAAGAAACCCGCAUCAUACUUCUGAAGCACCUUAAACCCUAAACUAAUAAUACUCACUCUCACCACCACCAUGGUCCUUAAAACCCUAGUUUCCUUGAUUGCAGAUGGGUUAUGCUCCUCCUACUAACAACACCAACAACAACCGCUUUUUGUAGAAGUCGAAGACUCUUUUCUUGACACUCUUUAAAGUUUUGAGGGUUGGGUUGAAGAUCAUCCGAAUUUAUUAUCACUGGCUGAAGUUAACAAAACCCUAGUUUGGAACAAAUGAACACUUCAGAAGAGGUUUGUGGGUCUAAAAAGUUAGGGGAUUUGAUUGAGGAACAGAUUGGUAAGGUUUGUUUAACAUCUGAUGCUGAAUUGAAGGAAGAAGCGAAUAAUAGUAAUAAUAAUAUUGUGGAUGGUGUAAGUGACGGUCCUGUUGAUAAUGGUGAAGUGAAAACUGUUGUGGAGGAUUCUGAGGAGGAGGAGGAUGAAUCGAGUAGUAGUAGUAGUAGUAGUAGUUCGAGUAGUGAUGAUGAUGAUUCAGAGGAGGAGGAAGAUGAUGAUUCGGAGGAUGAAAGUGAUGAGGAAGAGGGUGUGAAAGGUGAGGGUGAAAUGGAAGAAGGGGAGGUAAAAGAUGAAGUAAUUGCUUGGAGUGAUGCUGAUGAUGAAGAUGGUGAUGUUGUCAAAGGCCCGAUUCGGUCCAAGAAUGAGGUUCAGGAUCUCCCUCCGGUCCCUCCGGUGACUGUAACCAUACAACCCCAUCAUCAGACACUUCCAGUUGGAGCUGUAUUAUCGAUUAUGGGCUCUCAAGUGGUUGUGGAAGGAGUGGAGGUUCAUAACCCUUUAAGCGAGGGCUCAAUUCUAUGGAUCACAGAAAGCAGAUCACCACUAGGGGUAGUGGAUGAAAUAUUUGGACCCGUAAAGAAUCCUUACUAUAUCGUUCGAUACAACUCUGAAACCGAGAUCCCUACUGGGCUCGAACAAGGCAGCUUGAUCUCUUUUGUUCCUGAAUUUGCAGAUUAUGUUCUAAACAAUAACAAUCUUUACAAAAAAGGAUACGAUGCGUCUGGUGAAAAUGAUGAAGAGUUAUCUGAAGAGCUAGAGUUCUCGGAUGAUGAGAAGGAGGCCGAGUACAAGAGAAUGAUGAAAAUGGCAAAGAGGGGAUCGGCUGGAGAGAAAAAUGGGCGUAUGAAAAAGGAUAAGAAGUCCAAAAACCGCGGUGGUAACUGGAAAAAUGAUCAACAGCCUUCGUCUAGUGGGCCUAACCAUGGGCCUACAAGUGGUCCUAACCAUGGGCCUAACAAUGGGCUGAAUCAUGGGCCUAACAAUGGGCUGAAUCAUGGGCCUAACAAUGGGCCUACUAGCAGACCUACUAGUGGACCGUAUGCGUUUUCACAGGCACCUAACAUCCCUUCUGGAGUCUGGCCAUUCGGGUUCUCACCAAUUCAGCCACAAAAUCUCGGGUUUCCUCCAAACGGGCUUCCUUCUAAUGUACCACCGUUUAUGCAACAGAACUUUAUUCAGCAACCCUUUCAGAAUCCACAAUUCAACACUCCACCAGGCCAGAUGUUUCCUGGCAACUUUUCUCUAGGUAUUCCCCCCAAUUUUGGUGCAUUUGCGUCUUGGCCUUCAGGUAUGCCUCAGAACAACUUCAACCAAUCACAAAUGGGCCCGCCAAUGGUGUUCGCGGGCUUACCGCAAGGAGUUGCAAUGCCUAAUCAACUUCAAAUGGAAAACAAUAACAGUGCUGUGAGACCUUUUGUUGCUGUUGCAAAUGGUGAAAGCUCUCAAAAAUUUAAUCAAGGCAACGGAUUUUCAAAUCGUGGAGGGAGAAAGCCGUUUCAAAGGGGUGGUGGUCGUUUCAGAGGGGGCAGAAAUGGACCGCGAUCAGGGUGAGUUGUGAACAUUUUGUUAUUUUUCGGAUUAGUUUUCUGUGUUUUAUUUGUGAUGCAAAGAAUUAACUGCUGCUUUAGCUUCAAGUUGUUAUUUUGAUGUAAAAUUUGUAUCAUGUUAUAUACGUGGUUUUAGUGUUUUUAAUCUUUUAUCUCAA